Molecule: messenger RNA, 904 nt
Organism: Cajanus cajan (pigeon pea)
Lineage: Eukaryota; Viridiplantae; Streptophyta; Magnoliopsida; Fabales; Fabaceae
Source: RefSeq, a predicted model, not a curated record
CCUAUAAAUAAACCCCAAACUCACAGCCCAGAGUUUUCAAGCUCUAAGCCUCCAACGCAGGAGGAGCAAUCUAUAGUUCCUAAGUUUUCUCCUUCUCCUCAGUUCUCCCUUUCUAGAAUCUUCCAUUUUUCAACCUUCCACACAACUAACUCACUGAGUUGAGAGCGAGAACGAGUCAUGGAAUCCAAACCCGGUCAAACAAUCAAGCUCCUCUGCAGCUACGGCGGCAAGAUACUCCCACGCGCCACCGACGGCGAGCUCCGUUACGUCGGCGGCCACACCAGAGUCCUCACCGUCCACCGUUCCGUUACCUUUUCUGAAUUGAUAGUGAAGCUCGGCGAGUUUUGUGGUUCGUCUGUGAUCUUGAGGUGUCAGUUACCCGAGGGAGACUUGGAGACCUUGAUCUCCGUCACCAACGACGAAGAUCUCGCCAACGUCAUCGAAGAAUACGAUCGCGCCUCGUCCAAGCUCGCGCAUCCGUUGAAGAUCCGCGCCGUUCUCUCGCCGCCGAAGUCGGUGAAGAAGGCUUCUCCUGCGCCGUCGUCGGCGUCGUCCAGCGCGAGUCACUCUCCGGCCAGAUCGCCUCACACCUCUGCCGAAUCGCUGCCGUACACGGUGGCGUACCGCAUCGGCAGGGGCAAACCGUCGCCGCCGGCGCCGGUAGCGUAUACUUUCCGGAACGGUUUCACAAAGGCUCGUUGCUACACGCAGUAUGAUGGAAGCCCUAGGUUUCUGUGUCGUGGACCACACUGCAAUAAUUACUGUCACUGAGCCGAAUCAGAAUCAAUUUAUUCACAGUAAAUAGAAAAUUUCAAGAGAAAUCGCGAAUACAAGUUAAAGUUGAUUCCAAUAUUUGAUAUAUAUAAUGGCGAAAAACACCAAGGACAAAAAAAAAAAAACCAAA